AUGGGAAUAAAACAACCUGGCCACAAGAAAAUGGCACCAUCAUCAUACCAUUCCCAACACAUGGCCAGGACGAAUAUGUGCUGUACCACGACCACCUUAAUUAUUCACACCACCAUUGUCCAUAUUUUAACGAACAGUAAUUUAAUGAAAAUUUUAUUAUUAUUAUUAACAAUAUCACAAUUACCACAAUUAAUACGUGCAGAGUACGUGCAUAACUUAGAAAUAUCGGAAAAUGUACCGAUUGGUACACGUAUUGGUUUCAUUGGUGAUGGCGUAAACACUCAAGAUAGCGGACCACCAUAUUUAAUUGUACCAGUACCCGGAAGUGCCGUGGAUUCGGAUUUACUAAUUGAUUCAAGUACGGGAGAAAUUCGUACAAAAGUACAAUUGGAUCGUGAAUCAAGGCCAUCGUACUCAUUGGUAGCAAUACCAAUUAGUGGUGCUAAUGUACGUGUUAUUGUUAAUGUUCUUGAUGAAAAUGAUAAUGCUCCCACUUUUCCUACAUCGGUUAUGUAUAUCGAAUUCCCGGAAAAUACACCACGCGAUGUUAAACGGACAUUACAUCCAGCAAAAGAUCCAGAUUUAGAACCGUAUAAUACACAAAAAUAUAACAUUUUAUCGGGUAACGUGAAUAAUGCAUUUCGGUUGUCAUCACAUCGGGAACGUGAUGGAGUGCUUUAUCUAGAUUUACAGAUAAACGGAUUUUUAGAUCGGGAAACAAUUGAUUCGUAUAGUUUAGUGAUUGAAGCAUUAGACGGUGGCAUACCACCCUUGCGCGGUGAAAUGACUGUAAACAUAACCAUUCAAGACAUUAACGAUAACCAACCGAUUUUUAAUCAAAGUCGAUACUUUGCAACGAUUCCAGAAAAUAGUACAGUUGGAACAAGUGUUUUACAAGUAUUUGCAACAGAUAUUGAUUCUGGUGAUAAUGGCUAUAUUGAAUACUCAAUAAAUCGACGACAAAGUGAUCGAGAUAAUAUGUUUAAAAUAGACCCAGCAACAGGGUUAAUAACUGUUAACAAACCGUUAGAUUUUGAAACUAAAGAGCUGCAUGAAUUGGUAAUCGUUGCAAAAGAUCAUGGUUUACAACCAUUGGAAACAACAGCAUUCGUUUCGAUACGGGUCACUGAUGUUAACGACAAUCAACCAACGAUUAAUGUCAUAUUUUUAAGUGAUGAUGCGACACCAAAAAUAUCAGAAUCCGCACAACCUGGAGAAUUUGUUGCACGUAUAUCAGUUAAUGACCCUGAUUCAAAAACAGAGUAUUCUAAUAUAAAUGUGACACUCUUAGGUGGGGAAGGACAUUUCGGUUUAACAACGCGUGAUAAUAUUAUUUAUUUAAUGAUUGUUUCCCUACCGCUGGAUCGAGAGCUGCAACCAAAUUAUACGUUAAGUGUUGUGGCAACUGAUACUGGAACUCCUCCGUUACAUGCAUCACGGACAAUUCAUCUUCAAGUUACAGAUAUUAACGAUAAUGCGCCAGAAUUCGAUCAACAAGAAUAUCAUGCUAAUGUUAUGGAAGUAUCUGAUCCGGGAACAUCAGUGAUACAAGUGAAUGCGAUUGAUCGUGAUGAAGGGAAUAAUUCUGCAUUGAUUUAUUCGUUGCUUGAUACACCUGAUUCACAUUCCUCUUGGUUUCAAAUUGAUCCGCGUACUGGAUUGAUUACGACGCGUGCGCAUGUUGAUUGUGAAACAGAUCCUGUGCCACAAUUAACUGUCAUUGCAACUGAUAGUGGUUAUCCGCCUUUGUCAUCAUCGGCAACAGUGUUUGUGACAAUACAUGAUGUGAAUGAUAAUGAACCGAUAUUUGAUCAAAGUUUUUAUAAUGUAUCAGUACUGGAAAAUGAGCCGAAAGGACGCUGUUUUUUAAAGGUCUCUGCUACUGAUCCAGAUUGUGGUGUCAAUGCAAUGGUAAAUUAUACACUUGGUGAACAGUUUGGCCGCUUACAUGAAUUUAUUGUACGAUCUGGUACGGGAGAAGUAUGUAUUGCUGCUGAAUUGGAUUUUGAAACUCGUGCCAAUUAUGAAUUUCCAAUAAUUGCUACGGAUAGAGGUGGAUUAAGCACAACAGCUAUGGUGAAAAUUCAAUUAACGGAUGUCAAUGACAAUCGACCAAUAUUUUAUCCACGCGAGUAUAACGUUUCGUUACGUGAAGGUGGUGUAAGCUCAUCCGCCACUAAUCCCGUAGUAGUUGUUGUUGCCACAGAUGCCGAUUCUGGACGAUUUGGUCAAGUGCAAUAUCGUAUUGUUAGUGGAAACGAAGCAAAUUUAUUUCGUAUUGAACGUAACACCGGUGAAAUAUUUGUGAGUCGACCAUCGUUAUUAUCUACACGAACACAACCAUACCAUCAUCUAAAUAUAUCCGCGACAGAUGGUGCUGGUUUACGUGCAAUUAGUGAUGCUGAAGUGUUUAUUAGUGUUAUCGAUUCGGCCCAACGGCCUCCGAUAUUUGAAAAAUCACGAUAUACGUAUCAAAUAAAAGAAGAUGCUAAAUUAAAUACAAUUGUGGGAAGUGUUAAGGCAACAAGCACGGAUUCAGGUCUUCGUGGCUCAGUACGUUAUUCUAUUUACUCCGGUGAUCCAGAUGGUUAUUUUUCUAUUGACCCAGAAUCAGGUAUUUUACGAACAGCAUCAAAAUUAGAUCACGAAACACAUGCAUCAGUUCUAUUAAAUGUACAAGCGAUGAGUGGAGAACCACCAGCCUAUGGUCAUACUCAAGUCAAUAUCGUGAUAGAAGAUGUCAAUGAUAAUUCACCAGAAUUUGAAUCGAAUACUGUACGAAUAUCAGUACCAGAAAAUGUUGAAAUUGGUGGUUUAAUAUAUGCUGCACAUGCACAUGAUCGUGACUCUGGACAUAAUGGUUUAGUACGAUAUCGUAUUGCGUCCAGUGGUACAGCUUCAAAUAACAUCUUUGCAAUUGAUGCACAAAGUGGUCAUUUAACAUUAACACGACAUUUAGAUUAUGAAUCUUCACAACGACAUAGUUUAAUUAUUACGGCUACAGAUAUGGGUACACCAGCCUUAUCAGCGAAUUUAUCAGUGUUGGUGGAAGUACAAGACGUUAAUGAUAAUCCACCAACAUUUGAACGCAACGAAUAUUCUGUAAAAAUUUUGGAAUCGUUACCAAUUAAUUCACAGAUUUUACAAGUAACGGCAGUUGAUUUGGAUACCGGUAACAAUGCACGUUUAACAUAUCGUUUAAUUAUAGAAAAUACAACAACGAAUCAAUACAUUCAUGAUAAUGAUUUAUUUGGUAUAUUUCCAAAUAGUGGUCUACUAUAUUUAAAAGAUAAUUUAGAUCGUGAGACACGUGAUCGCUAUGAUUUAACAAUCGCUGCAAUGGAUAAUGGUACACCAUCAUUAACAGCUACCACACAUGUUAUAAUCAUUGUGCUGGAUGCAAAUGAUAAUGAUCCAAAAUUUUUACGUGACAAAUAUGAAUUUCAAAUUGAAGAAAAUCUACGUCGAGGUGCAUAUGUUGGUACAUUAACAGCAACGGAUGCUGAUAUGGGAAUGAAUGCGGUGAUACGAUUCACUUUAAUUCCAAGUAAUACAAGUUUUCAAGUAAACUCGGUUACUGGUGAAAUCGUCACACGUGAACCGUUAGAUCGUGAAGCUAAGGAAAUUUAUGAUUUAGUAGCUGAAGCACGUGAUCAAGGUACACCAGCGCGAAGUACAAGAGUUGCAGUUCGAGUUCAAGUUACGGAUGUCAACGAUAAUGCACCAGAAUUAGUUGAUCCACAAGAGGAUGUAGUAAGCGUGCGUGAAGAACAACCACCGAAUACAGAAGUUGUACGAAUACGUGCAAUUGAUCGUGAUAAUGGUUAUAAUGCAUCUGUGACCUAUUCUAUUCUAAAAGGUCGUGAUUCUGAUGGUUAUGGUAUAUUUACUAUUGAUCCAGUCUCUGGUGUUAUUCGUACAAGAACUGUGUUAGAUCAUGAAGAACGUGCUAUCUAUCGUUUAGCUGUAGCUGCUACCGAUAAUGGAAAACCACCAAAACAAACUGUACGAUUAUUACGUGUAGAAGUUUUGGAUUUAAAUGAUAACCGUCCAACAUUUUCAAGUUCUAGUCUUGUUUUUCGGGUACGCGAAGAUGUUCCAGUUGGUUUUAUUGUUGGAUCCGUUGCAACAAAUGAUCCAUCAUCAGAAAAUAAUAUUGUUCAAGGAAAUGGUAAUCACAUAACCUAUUCGUUAACAUCAUUAUCAACGGAUAAAAUAGCGGAUGCAUUUGAUAUGGAUCGAAAUACUGGCUCAUUAGUUGUGGCACGUCAAUUAGAUCGUGAAACACAAUCGGAGUAUCAAUUGGAAAUACGUGCUUUAGAUACAAGUGCAAUGAAUAAUCCACAAAGUUCAGCUGUGACAGUACGUGUUGAUAUUGAUGACGUAAAUGAUAAUGCACCAAAAUGGCGGCAAGAUCCCAUUGUUAUUCCAAUACCAGAAAAUACUCCUGUUGGUUCAUCAAUUUAUAAUUUCACAGCAACUGAUGCUGAUAGUGGAUCAAAUGGCGAUAUACGAUAUGCAUUAGAGAAACAAUAUCCAAACGAUACAGCAACAUUUGCUGUGGAUCCAUUAGUUGGAACAUUAACACUAUUAGCACCAUUGGAUUAUGAAACAUUAGCAGAAUAUACCUUAAUUGUAAUUGCAAUGGAUCAAUCAACAAAUGUAACAGAACGCUUAUCUACAUCUAUGACAGCGCGGCUAGUGAUUACCGACUCAAAUGAUAAUGUGCCAAAAUUUGUGCUACCACCUACCAAAAAUUUAAUAAUUAGUGAUAGUGUGACAGUAGGGAUGACAUUGUGUUAUGUGAUUGCUGUGGAUUAUGAUUCGGGUGAUAAUGGUCGUGUGACGUAUGUUAUUACAAGUGGCAAUGAGGAUUCAAAAUUUGCUUUGGAUUAUGACACGGGCAUGUUAACAUUAAGUCGCUCUUUAAUGAAUAUUGCAACACAUGGAUCCUCAACAAUAGAUCGUACAAGUUUUGAGCUCAAUAUUACAGCGAGUGAUCAUGGUAUUCCAAUACCGAAACAUUCGAAUAUGGUGUUAAAAAUUAUUGUGCAAGAUUCCAAAGUGAAUCCUCCUCGAUUUACUAGUCCAGUUUAUAAUGCGAAUAUUUCUGAAGAUGCCCCACUUGGUAGUUUUGUGGUUAAGGUUAUAGCAAAAUCAUCUUUACCAAAUGGUGGAAAUUUAACAUACGAAAUACCAUCAGGAAUUGCUAAUGAUCGCUUUUCAAUGGAUCCCGUACGAGGUAUUGUUUCAACUAAGUCAAUAUUAGAUCGUGAAAUACAAGACCAAUAUACUAUUCCAAUUUAUGUAAUUGACAAUGGAUUAAUGACACAAAGUUCUGGAUCCUCAGCGAAAAAUUCUGGCAAUAGUGAAAAUUCACAGUUUGAUGUUGCUACACUAGUUGUUACGAUCACUGAUGUGAAUGAUCAUGCACCAGAAUUUAAACCAGGAGCAUGUUAUCCAUUAUCAGUUCCUGAAAACAGUGAAACAUCUGUUAUACAUACUGUGGUUGCUACUGACAUGGAUAUUGGACCAAAUGCAGAUAUUAGUUACACAAUUACAGGUGGGAAUACUGGUAACAAGUUUUCAAUAAAUCCACAAACCGGUGAAUUAAGUGCUCGCCCCCUGGAUCGUGAAACACACAGUCGUUAUUGGUUAACAAUUAUGGCACAAGAUCAUGGCUCACCUAUCUUUUUACAAGGUUCAUGCAAUAUUUCCAUCCAUGUUGAAGAUCAAAAUGACAACGAUCCAAUGUUUGACCGGAGUCGAUAUACAGCUACAAUUCCAGAAGAUAUUACAAUUGACAGUUCCAUAUUGACUGUUCAUGCAUCGGAUAUUGAUAUUGGUGUAAAUGCACGAAUUAUAUAUUCCUUGGCGAAUGAAACAGAUUGGUUGUUUCGAAUUGAUAAUAAAACUGGGAUUAUCACAACAGCUGGAUCAUUCGAUCGUGAAAAGAAAAGCAGUUAUAAUUUCUAUAUCGUUGCAACAGACGGCGGUCGUUAUAAUGCGCGAUCCCAAAAAGUUCCAAUCGAAAUAGUCAUAACUGAUGUGAAUGAUAACCGUCCUACAUUUAUUGAAUAUCCAUUUCGUAAACAAAUUCCUGCAUAUACACAACCUGGUCAAACAUUAAUCAAAGUAUUUGCCACGGACGCCGAUGAAGGGAUUAACGCUGAAAUUCUGUAUACAUUAUCGAAUGAAGAUGUCAAUUCAAAAUUUCGUAUCAAUCCAAAUACUGGUAUUUUAACCGCAUCCAGAAGUUUAGCAAAUGAAAAUGGAAAAAUUAUACGAAUUGAAGUUGUAGCCCGUGAUAAAGGAAAUCCUCCACAGUCGUCAAUAGGACUUAUCGAACUGACAAUUGGUGAUAUACCAGAAAAUAUUCCAACAUUACGUUUUCAAAAUACCAGUUACAAUGUUAGUCUGUUAGAGAAUUCAUAUACGGGUAAAGAAGUGGUUAAAGUAUCAGCUGUUCGAUCCGAUGGUCGUAAACAAAAUACGCUAUAUAAAUUGGGUACUGGAAAUGAAGAUAAUGUAUUUGAAAUUAACGGCGAAACUGGUGUAAUUCGUGUAAAAAAUUCAAAAUUAUUAGAUUAUGAAUACAAAAGCAAAAUGAAAUUAACGGUAGUAGCUCAAUCCGAUGGUAAUCCACAAAUAUUUGGAUACGCAGAAGUUCUAGUGAAUUUAAUUGAUGAAAAUGAUAAUUCACCUCGAUUUACACAACAACAAUAUAAUUCCGCUGUAUGGGAGGGUAAAAGUAAGGGUACAUUUGUGAUACAAGUUGUUGCAUCAGAUGCUGAUCAAGGAUCGAAUUCUAAAUUGUUGUAUCAUAUUGUUGAUGGAAAUCAUGACAAUGCAUUUAUUAUUGAACCAGCAUUCAGUGGUAUUGUUAAAACUAAUAUUGUAUUGGAUCGUGAAAUACGUGAUACAUAUCGUUUAACAGUUAUUGCAACGGAUGAGGGUGUGCCACAAAUGACUGGAACAACAACAAUACGAAUUAAUAUUGUGGAUGUUAAUGAUAAUCGUCCAACAUUUCCACCCCACAGUAUUAUUACAAUCAGUGAAGGUACAGAAGUUGGAACAGUUUUAACAUCGGUGACAGCGAAUGAUGUGGAUACAAAUCCAACAUUAACGUACGCAUUUGCUAAUAAUGUGGAUAAUGAUGCAAAAUCAUUAUUUACAAUCGAUCGUUAUAGUGGCAAAAUAAUAUUACGACGUCAUUUAGAUUAUGAGACACGUCAAGAAUAUAGUUUACGUGUAACUGCAUCAGAUACUGCCCAUUUGGCCAAUACAACAUUAACAAUACGUGUGACAGACAUGAAUGACAAUGCACCUGUAUUUCAACAACCAGCAUAUCAUGCAAUUUUACCAGAAGAUGUAUUCAAUUCAAAUAUUGAAGUAUUAAUUGUGAAUGCAACGGAUGCUGAUAGCGAGGAAAAUGCACAAGUCAAAUAUUCAUUAUUAAAACCAACACCUGGUUUCUUCGUUGAUCCAAUAUCUGGUGCUGUAUUUUUCAAUCAUAGUUUCAUUAAUACCGGUUUUAGCCAAGAAAUACAAUUGAUUAUCGUCGCUACGGAUUCUGGUAAACCACCAUUAAGUUCUCUAGCGCCAGUUCGAAUCCAAGUCAAUUCUGCGGCAAGAUCCGGCUCAAACACAUCAAGAAACAAUAUAAUAGUAAAAAUGAAUGAAAGUGCAAAACGUGGAUCAAUUGUAACACGGCUAGGUGCAAGUAAUAAUCGCGACGCAAAUCAAAAUUAUUAUAUUGUUGAUGGAAAUGAAGAUGGAAUAUUUGAAAUAGGAAAUCCUGGUGGUGUCAUUAUUUUAAUGAAGUCAUUAGAUCGUGAAACUCAGGAUUCAUAUUCCUUGCGCGUGGUCUCUGAUGAUAGAACAUGGGUCCGACAUCAUGAAACAAAUGUUACCGGUAUUCUAGUUUAUGUAAAUGUUGAAGAUGCAAAUGACAACGCUCCAGUCUUUCAAAAAUCAAAUUAUGAUACCACAAUUAGUGAGAAUAUUUCCAUUGGUUCGUCAAUUGUUCAAGUAACAGCAACUGAUAAUGAUUUAGAAGGACAUAGAAAUUCAGAUGUGAUUUAUGAUAUUACAUCUGGGAAUGAUUUUUAUUUGUUUCGAAUUGAUCCAAAUACCGGAAUUAUUUACGUCAAUCAAAGUUUAGAUUAUGACACGGGAAUGUAUUAUAAUACUUUAAUUGUUCGAGCUUGCGAUAAUGGAGAAACUCCAUUAUGUACACUAGCACCUGUAGCAAUUAAUUUAGAGGACGAAAAUGAUAAUACACCACAUUUCCCGGUCACUGAGUAUUUAGAAUUUGUUGGUGAGAAUGAACCCAUUGGUACAAUAAUAUUUACUGCACGUGCCACAGACUUAGAUAAAGGCAAAUAUGGAAUAUUAAAUUAUACAAUUGAAUCCGCUGGUGGUUACUCAGACAUUGAUGAAGCAUGGAAACAAUUUAAGGUCGAUCCACUAACGGGUGUUGUGGUCACGAAUACAGUUUUCGAUUAUGAACAAAAGAAUCGUUACACUUUUGCCUUAAAAGCAACUGAUAUUGGUGGAAAAAGUGCAACUGCUCGUGUACGGAUUGAAAUUGAUAGUCGUGAUGAAUUCCAUCCACAAUUUACAGAAAGAACGUAUCAUUUUACUUUGGCAACUUCACCUAAUGGAAAUUUACCUGUUGGAUAUAUUGUAGGACAUGUUACUGCAACCGAUAGAGACAAAGGUCCCGAUGGCAGAGUCGUUUAUCAAUUAACUACACAGCACCCAUAUUUUAAAAUGAAUCGUACCACAGGUGCUGUUAUGAUCAAGAAAAAAUUAGAUAAUGCUGGAGCUACUUUAGAAGCAGGGCGUGAUAUCAGCUUAGUAAUAACUGCAAGCUCUGGCCGGCAAGGAUCUUUAACAAAUAUGACUGUUGUAGAAAUUGUUUUAGAUCCUUUAGCAGAACCUGGUACAAAUAUUGCUAUACAUGGAAACAAUACUACUGUUUCAGCAGCCGGAGGUGGUAUUGCUGAUUGGGCAGUGGGUCUUUUAAUUUCUUUGAUUAUUAUUGUGCUUACAUUUGGAGCCGUUUUUCUUUUCCUCCACAUGAGAAAUAGACGACAUAAAAAAGUAAAUAAACCAAAUUUAAAUGCUGACAAUGUUGCCAAUGCAAAUAAUUACGUAGAUCCAAGUGCAUUUGAUACAAUACCGGUUCGUGGUGGUGGAAGCGUUGUUGUUAAUCCAGGAAAUCAAUUUGCACCACCAAAAUAUGACGAAAUACCCCCAUAUGGGGCAGCACAUCCUGCUAGUUCUAAUUCUGGAGCUCCAACAACUUCUGAAUUAUCUGGCUCUGAACAAUCAGGUUCUAGUGGCCGAGGUUCUGCCGAAGAUGAUGGUGAAGAUGAAGAAAUUAGAAUGAUCAAUGAAGGUCCAUUACAAAGAGAUUCAGGUAUUCAUAGACAAAAUGACGAUGAUGAUGAUAAUAUAUCAGAUGUGUCAGUUCAUAAUACACAAGAAUAUUUAGCACGGUUAGGUAUUGUUGAUACUACUGCCACAUCAAGUGCAUCAACUACAGCAGCAAGGUUAUGCUCAGAAGCAUUAGGUUCAGCUACAACAAAAGAAACACUAAUGCAUCAUCAAAUACCAAUGGACUCAUUAAGAAUAUUUGAUGAAGAAGGUACUGCAGAUCCAGAUUUAACAAAUCUUAUAUAUGCAAAAUUAAAUGAUGUAAAUGGUAGCGAUCAUGCUAGUUCCACAGAUGAAGGAGGCGCUGCUAGUGCGGUAAGCCUUGGAAAUGGUAUUGAUCAUGUUAUGAUGAGUACAUUAACAGAUGUACCAGGUGUUUCUGGCACGCACCAUCAACCAUCUAUGAAUGGAUCAUUAAGUUCGAUAGUUCAUAGUGAGGAAGAACUUACUGGUAGUUAUAAUUGGGAUUAUUUAUUAGAUUGGGGACCUCAAUAUCAACCAUUAGCGCACGUUUUCUCUGAAAUAGCAAGACUUAAAGAUGAUACUGGGUCCGUUGAAAGUGCAAAUAGUGGUACAUCUAGUAUUAAAAGUAAAAAUUCAUCCGUUCAUCCACCUGUAAUUAAAAACAUUCCCCCACCACCCCAUUUAACAAAUGUUGCACCACGUUCAAUACCAAUGCCAAUUUUAUCAUCGCGUGCAACAGCAACCGGUUCAACUUCAUCAUCUAGUCAUCAUACAAACACUAUGUCGGGAGGAAGUGUUGCAGGUAGUGGGCAUGGUCAAAUGUUAUUAAUGCCACGUUCACCAAUUAGUCACGAUGCAUCUGGCACGGGGUUCAGUACAUCAACUGCCAUGUCACCUAGUUUUUCACCAUCUUUGUCUCCAUUGGCGACAAAAUCACCAUCAAUAUCACCAUUAGUAACACCAGGUUUACCAACUGCUCAUCAUGUAGUUUCAUUACCAAGGCAGCAAGGGCAAAGUCGAGGGAAAACGUCAAUUGACACAGAACUUCGAAUUUAAAUCGUGUAUAUGUAUUUAGUAAAAUAAUUCCAAAUAAACUCGUGUGUUUCUUUGGUAUUUCGAAACUUUUAAAAAGAGACAUUUAUUUAUUUAAUUUUAGAA
Molecule: messenger RNA, 10566 nt
Organism: Chrysoperla carnea
Lineage: Eukaryota; Metazoa; Arthropoda; Insecta; Neuroptera; Chrysopidae
Gene: ds
Product: protein dachsous
Exons: 14
Coding region: 1-10464 (3487 amino acids)
Biological process (GO): homophilic cell-cell adhesion
Cellular component (GO): plasma membrane
Molecular function (GO): calcium ion binding
Source: RefSeq, a predicted model, not a curated record